Messenger RNA from Baudoinia panamericana UAMH 10762, 714 nucleotides. RefSeq lists its product as uncharacterized. The record is from RefSeq and is a predicted model, not a curated record. Gene Ontology annotation, cellular component: zeta DNA polymerase complex. Lineage: Eukaryota; Fungi; Ascomycota; Dothideomycetes; Mycosphaerellales; Teratosphaeriaceae. The transcript has a single exon. The coding region runs from base 1 to 714 and encodes 237 amino acids.
AUGGCGGCAGAUGCACCAACAUAUCGAACGCUCGUCACAAGCUUUACAGACUUCCUCACUGUCGCAAUCCAUACUAUCCUGUACGAGCGAGCGAUCUACCCGGAAACAUCGUUCCUCUUAGCGCGGAAAUACAACUUUCCAGUGCGCCAAAACCGGCACCCAAAAGUAUGUGAAUGGAUCAAUGAUGCUGUCGCAGCAGUCGAGAACGAGCUACUUAAGUGCACCGUGAAGCAUAUUGCUGUCGUGAUCUACACCCCACAAAACCAGCCUCUGGAACGAUACGUCUUCGAUGUCUCCCGCUUCCCAUCCCUCAGUGCCAAGGACGUGGACCUUCCGAUGCAACGACUAGCAAAUGGCGAGAGUAUGCCUGUUCUUCCAAAAGUGGACAUGGAGGAGCAGUUCCGCGCCACUAUGAGCAAGCUGACCAACUGCGGUACCAAGCUGAAACCGUUACCCGACGCCUGUACGUUUACCAUAGCAAUCGAACUGAAAGUCGACAGAGAGGCACCCGUCAGUCAUCCGCAGCCCUGGGUGCCUGUUCAGCCGCGGCUUGAUGAUGAUGAGAAAGAGGUGUCGAAGUCGGCAAAGGCCUUGCCUGUACGAGCUGUUGCCGCCGGUGAGAUGGUAUUUGAGACCUGGAUCGAAGAGACCAACUGGAAACCUGUGGAGAGCAGCACACCCGACAGUGAUUCAGUAGGUACUCCAAAAAGCUAG